GUGAUGCACUUUUGGUAGUCUCUGUGAUACACCUUAGCCACAGUCGUAGCUUGACAAGGGGAAAAAAAAACGACAUACCCAUUGAUCCCAAAAUGAAUAUCUCCCUGUCACUUUUCCCGGUGGACGUGAGUUCACCAGAGGAAUUCCCAGCACUCGUUCAUCUCUUGUCGGCACACACGCCAUAUUCCCUGACCGUGCUCGGAAGUGUUCUGAAUUCAGUCAAUUCGCACCCUCGCAGCAGCACCAUAAGCGCUGUGGACCCUUCCAAGGUGCUAGCAUGGACGUCCCAACCCUUGACCAGCAUCUCGCCAUCGGACCUCUAUUCCGUACUGGUAUUCAAUCCCAUCAGUCAUCAGUUUCGUUAUUUCUGUUCAGCAGAAUCGUCCCCCAGUUCUCCGACAGAGGGAGAAGAGACGCAUGUGUUGAACGUGAUCCGAUCAGUCUUGCAGCUCUCCCUCGUGGAGGCCCCAAAAUACUAUUCAGACCUGCAGCCAUCGAAGACGACUACAAUGGCAGCUCCGACAGAGAGGAACGAGGAUGAGCCUGGCAUGGCUCUGAUAGGUGCUGUACAUGAGAAAUGGGCGUCGUGCUUGCGUCCUCUCUCAGCCAGCCAAAACCCGUGCAUGCGAUACAUUUUACCGCCUAUACUUGCAAAUGAAGAGUCGAGCGAUUCAUCUUCUGACUGGCUCAUUUCCCAACUCCAAGAAUCCGAUAUCGAAACUGUGCGCGGGACCUCGCACAUUCCACGCUCGAAGGAGUAUCUGCUGUCACGUUCUCCCUGCUCCGUGUGCAUCAGGGAUCAACCUAGUGAAGGAAACAGUAGUGGAACGCCAGUUGCGUGGGUACUGAUGCAUGCGGAUGGAAGUAUCGGAACUCUCUACGUAGAUUCCAAAUUCAGAAGAAGAGGUCUGGCACAGUUAGCGAUGAGAGAGCUUGUGAAGAAAUUAGACUUCAGGAAAGGGGGAUUCCUCAUUUCAGAGAACGACGAUCUUGGUGGGGGAGCGCUGGGGUGGAACUGGACGGAUACUGACGUGUAUAAUGGUCAGGGAAGAGGGUUUUUCGAUUCCUUCGAUGGUUGGCAAUACGGCUGGACAGGUCAUUGGACAUACCUUAAUGCUCUAUCUCACGAAACGACUUGAUUAGCCCUAGAUAUCCCAAACGGGUUUAGGGCUAGCACCGAAACUACAAUCACUUUCCUCGUUGUUGUCUCUCAAAGCACACUAACUCCAGGGCAUUUAAGUGAUAUGUUCAUGCAGGGACCCAAGAUCAGUCAAGUUUCGGUGGCGUGGCUUGAAACUAUGCAUCGUGCCUUCACGUCCAAACUCAUGGGCAACUCUUCCCUCUUGCAUAUAUCGAAGAAUACCGGUCACAGUAUUUCAUAGCUGAUGCAUGUAUUCACUGUUACCAUCUGACCGUAAAGCUUUCCCUUUUU
Molecule: messenger RNA, 1432 nt
Organism: Serpula lacrymans var. lacrymans S7.9
Lineage: Eukaryota; Fungi; Basidiomycota; Agaricomycetes; Boletales; Serpulaceae
Exons: 1
Coding region: 93-1139 (348 amino acids)
Molecular function (GO): acyltransferase activity, transferring groups other than amino-acyl groups
Source: RefSeq, a predicted model, not a curated record